AUUCAAACCGGUAUAAAGUCGCGUGCGAUUCGGCAGAAGGCAUCAGUCAGUUGUCUUCUCCAACUAAGCCAACAGCAACAUGAACUCCAAGGUCGUCGUUCUUCUCGCCGUCGUGGCCGUCGCGAUUUGCGCCCCCGCCGACCAUGAGCAAGCCCGGCAGAAGCGAGGCGCGCUUUCCUACCCCUAUCAUUACACCUACCCCCUCGCCCACCACCCCGUCGUAGUCCAUCGGCCCAUCCCUCACGUGGUGCACCCCGUGUCCUACGCCAACUACUACAGCAACGCCAUCGUCAACCCCUACACUGGCUUGGCCGUCAGGUUUGGCGCCGCCGAAACCGCCCCUGCCUCCUCCACCGCCGCCCCCGAAACUGCCCCUGAAACUGCCGCCGACGAAGAAAGCAAAGAAUAAAAAAAAGUCGGCUGGAAUGGAUUUUGACAAUGUUCUGUAAAUAAAAUUAAAUAAGUUUCAUAAUAUAAUGAUGCUGAUCAUCGUUUUAAUUAAUUAAAAAAGUUUAAGUUUAUUUUAUU
This is a messenger RNA of Neocloeon triangulifer, 528 nucleotides long. RefSeq lists its product as uncharacterized. Lineage: Eukaryota; Metazoa; Arthropoda; Insecta; Ephemeroptera; Baetidae. The coding region runs from base 80 to 409 and encodes 109 amino acids. The record is from RefSeq and is a predicted model, not a curated record. The transcript is spliced from 2 exons.